Messenger RNA from Lindgomyces ingoldianus, 607 nucleotides. RefSeq lists its product as uncharacterized. Bases 121 to 489 code for a protein of 122 amino acids. The transcript is spliced from 2 exons. NCBI's taxonomy places the organism in Eukaryota, Fungi, Ascomycota, Dothideomycetes, Pleosporales, Lindgomycetaceae. The record is from RefSeq and is a predicted model, not a curated record.
CAUAACCAUAAUCGUAAUCUGAGUACGAAACCACUGCCCAACCCACCACCAGCCCUCCAUCUUCCCAUUUCCCAUUCCCCAUAUACCGCAUAACCAUAUAAUUCUCAACAUACAAACACAAUGCUCUUCAGCACGACCAUAACAUUCCUCACCGGCCUCGGCCUGUCUGGCCUCGCAACUGCCGCCCCAACAUCUAACCCACCCACCCCUAACACCCUUGAAGCCCGCGGCCGAUACGCACAAGCCGCAUCCCUGGCUACCUGGGAACAAGGCUGCUAUUCUAAAGCGCAGCAUGACGUUACGGUGCCGGAUGGGACUUGCUACCACCUCCCGAAUGACUGGAUGACGCUGUGGUGGUUGAAUGAUGGUUGUACCGUGCGGCUCUUCGAGGGCGAGAAUUGCUCAUUGAGUUGGUAUAGCGUCAGGCGCGAUAACGAGAAUCAGUGUAUUGAUAUUCGGAGGAGGUUUUCGUAUCAGGUAUACUGUUGAUUGAGAGGAGAGGCGGGAAUGGUUCUGAAAUUUGAUGUUUUGGUGAACAUACUUCUGGCUGAUGAUAGGUUUCGCCUUGUACAUAUUGAUCUUCUUUUGUUUUAUGGUUGAGUUUGUU